This is a messenger RNA of Limulus polyphemus (Atlantic horseshoe crab), 1371 nucleotides long. RefSeq names its product corticotropin-releasing factor-binding protein-like. The record is from RefSeq and is a predicted model, not a curated record. The transcript has 8 exons. NCBI's taxonomy places the organism in Eukaryota, Metazoa, Arthropoda, Merostomata, Xiphosura, Limulidae. Gene Ontology annotation, biological process: hormone-mediated signaling pathway; negative regulation of corticotropin-releasing hormone receptor activity; negative regulation of corticotropin secretion. Gene Ontology annotation, molecular function: corticotropin-releasing hormone binding. The coding region runs from base 129 to 1082 and encodes 317 amino acids.
AGUUAUCGCUUUGAAAGACUAAACCUUCCAGAGGAACGACGUUGCAAACACUAGAAGCUCCUGCUGCACGUUCUUAUCACCAAGAUCUUUUCAGUUUUACCGUUGUAUCGAGUAAAGCUUGGAACAACAUGAAAUCUUUCUUACUUAUUCUAGUAUUCAUAGUAGUACCAAGCGCACCAACUCCCGUUCAACAGGAUACUCAAGGAAAACGUCGACAAGAGCAGAAUGUGGACUCCGCGCAUUAUUUUGACAUUGUUCCUGAAGAUAGUGGCGUAUGUAUACGUGUCACUUCAGAGGAGGGUUUGUACCGUUUCGUGUCUGAUGGUUCUGCAUCGAUUUGUGGCCUGUACAUCAUCGCUGAUCCUGAGCAUGUUUUAGAAAUUGAGGUUGAGACUCUAGACAUUAGUUGCUCUGGAGGAGGACUUCUAGCGAUAAUUGACGGCUGGGAGCUAAAUGGACAGUUUUUUCCCGGAGAAGAUCAUCCAAAACCUCUUUCAGAUAGAUUUGUAGAGAUCUGUGGACAUUCAACUUCCUGGAAGCCUUUUCGGACAGAACUCAACGUGGCACUUAUACAGUUCUUGGUCCCAACGCUUGGGGAAGGUUUCUCUGUGUCUGUGAGAUUUUUACAGAAUUUUCAGCCUUGUAACGCAGUCAUUCAGUGGCCAAAGGGAAUCUAUACACUGAGGAACAACGGUCGUGCCAUUAACUGCAGCGUUGCUUUCAUCACGAAACCUGAACGAUUUAGGCUAUUAGCUGCUGAAGUUGGUGGUACUGGAAUGGGCAGACCAAGCGUAAACCUUGAAACUGGAGUCAUAUAUAAGUGUAAAGAGCGUGGCUUUACUGAUUACGUGGAAGUCAAAGGAGGAGGAGGUAUCGAUCCUGAUAAUAUGUUAGAAGCAGUAAAUGUUUGUGGAACCUUUUCUGUGCCAAGCAAGACACCUAUUGACGUGUUGUGCAACAGCUCCGUUAUCCGUCUUGUGUCUAGCGGUCGCUACAAAAACUCUGUUACAGUGAGUUUUGAGAUGCUUACAGAAGAGAAUUUGACCACAGGAAAAUUUUCUCUAGUCUGUGAGAUUGUCUGAAAACAAGGCGCUUCGACUCGAGUUUACUUCGGUGAUGAGUAUCAAGAUUGAAGUUGGUUUCUGUUACGGAGUAAUUCUUUAUGUCAUUGAAGUUUCACGAAUCUCCAUAACUUCCCAAGUCGGUGAAUCGUUUUAAGGGUAAUUAAAAUUGCCGUAAUAAGAAAUAUUACAAACUUUAAAGUUUGGUUAAUAUAUAAUAUAAUGAAUUUCAUUUAGUUCUGUAUACAAUCGUAAUAUGUGAUUGUUUUCAGGUUUUGAAAAUUAGUGAAAUGUACUUAUAUCUGUAAUA